ACUGCCAUCCUCGCAAUAGCAUUUGCACCGCCGUCGGGGAACAAGCUCGGAACGCGACUGUGUGUGUGUGCACGCGACUGUGUGUGCGUGUGGGGGCCUUAUUAUGCAGGGACUCGGGAAGACAGAGAGAGGGGAGCAGGGCCGAGACAUCGACCUGACGUCGCUGAGAUCCACCAUGCCGGCCGGCGGCCCUCUGCAGGGAGGUUCGCCCUCAAAUCUGAACAUGAACCUGUAUGCCACCAAGAAGACGGCGGCGGAGGGCAUGUUGGACAUUGCUCUGUUCCUGGCUAACAUCACCCACAUGAAGACUGUCAUCGAGCAGGGAGCUGGAUACAGGUACUACGCUGCCGUCCUGACGCUCAUCUCCUUCUCCCUCGCUCUGCAGAUAGUGGCCGGAGUCCUGAUCAUCAUCAUCGCCCGCAGGGACCUGAACGUGGUGUCCAAUCAGAAACGACUCGACUACCUGAACAACCUCGCCACAGGUGUCAUCUUCGUCACCGCGGUGGUUAACUUCUUUGUCAGCUUCUUCGGAUCCAAGAGGACGGGUUUCUUCCGCUGGCUGCUGGCUCGACUCCACUUCUGACACACGCACGCACACACACACACACACACACACACACACACACACACACACACACACACGCACACACACACACACCUACUCUCUGUCUCAUUAGUCUGAUAUUGGCAAAUUCCCAUUUGCAUGUGUGUAGAUCUGCACAUGUGCAUGGCUGUGCUCCGUAGGACUAUAUAUAUAUAUAUAUAUAUAUAAAUACAUGGACCAUAGAUACAUGUGUGUGUGGGCGUGCACGCUCGCGGCAGGGUCCUGGCCUGUUUCUUUCCAGGUGUGUGCUUUUGGCCGAAGGGGAGCAGCAGAUGGUGCCUAUAUACAUGUGUGUGUGUGUGUGUGUGUGUGUGUGUGUAUAACUGAGUGGUUGUCAGUAACAUCUCCCUGGCCAAAGAUCUGUUUUCAGCAGCACACACUGCUGUUAAAGGUCCGGGUCGGGACCCAGAGGAGCUGUGCAGUCAGUUUAAAAAGGGGACGAUGAACGGGGGGGCACAGUUGAUCAUUCUAGAAACAAAACGUUUUGUAGGUAGCAAUUAGCAAGAGGCAACAUGUAGAGGGAACAACAUUCUAAAAGAAGAAAUGAGUACAGCACUAGUUUGAAUGUCUAAAUGUUAAAACAAGGCUAAUUCUAUCUCACCAAACCCACCAUGAAUGAACACUGAAGACUGUUCACACAGAUAAAGCUAUGGAGGUUUUCAUUCUUGCGUUUGCUGACUAGUUUUAAAGCGAUUUGGCUCACUUUAGGUUGUUCCUGUAAGGGGAGAGCGUGGAUCAGAUGGUGUGUCCCACGGGUCCCGUGUCCACUGACCUGUGGAUGACAUCACUGUCUCCAGGGUUACCCAAAUGACUGCUGUGCAUCCAUUUAAAAAAGCAAACAUGCUUUAUUUCAUACAGUGGCCAAGGAUGCAUAUUUAAAACAUGGCAACUUUCCAAAUUCUCCACCAUUGAGAUGCUUGCAAAUGAAUGUGUGCUGAGCAUGUGGUGGGUACUUCAGGGUCCCGGGGAAACCAGCAUUUGCCACAGACAACCCUGAAUUCUCAGUAGCUCCUGAGAUAUUUAUCAGCAACAUGUCAGAGCUGUUGCUCAGGAAUUGUGUUCACAUUUUUUGUCAACGGUGUAAAAGUUACAGAUUUAUACCUUUGGAAAUACUUUUUAUAUUGCAUAUAAGGGAUAGUUUUU
This is a messenger RNA of Gasterosteus aculeatus aculeatus (three-spined stickleback), 1747 nucleotides long. Lineage: Eukaryota; Metazoa; Chordata; Actinopteri; Perciformes; Gasterosteidae. The record is from RefSeq and is a predicted model, not a curated record.